Molecule: messenger RNA, 1335 nt
Organism: Fibroporia radiculosa
Lineage: Eukaryota; Fungi; Basidiomycota; Agaricomycetes; Polyporales; Fibroporiaceae
Exons: 3
Coding region: 1-1335 (444 amino acids)
Biological process (GO): carbohydrate metabolic process; GDP-mannose biosynthetic process
Cellular component (GO): cytosol
Molecular function (GO): mannose-6-phosphate isomerase activity; zinc ion binding
Source: RefSeq, a predicted model, not a curated record
AUGGCAUCCCAGGCUCCCCUCAUCCGAAUCAAAUCCGCCAUCCAGAAAUAUCCUUGGGGAAAAACAGGCAACGCAUCUCUUGUGGCUCGUCUCGCGCCGAACGCGGUCGGAUCUGACUUUCAGUUAGAUGGGCAGAAGUCAUACGCUGAGAUCUGGAUGGGAACGCACCCACAUGGCCCAGCGAAAUUAUAUGACUCGCCAUCCACCUCCCUCCAGUCGCUCAUAUCCACAUCGCCCGCGACGUUCCUUGGGGAGCCUGUGCAUUCGAAGUGGCCAGGAACGACGCAGGUGCCGUUUCUCUUCAAGAUUCUCAGCAUCGAGAAAGCGCUCCCACUUCAGGCGCACCCGGACAAAGAACUAGGAGAGAGACUCUACAAGGAGAAGUCCGACCUCGCGUCGGACUCGAACCACAAGCCCGAGAUCGCGGUGGCUAUCGGGCGCCCGCUUGGGAAGUGGGGAAAGGACGUAGCAUUCACAGGUUUUGUCGGGUUCCGGCCGCUCAAGGAGAUCGCAGAAAGUAUGAAGGGGGUAGCAGAACUCAGAGAAGCAGUGGGUGAGGCAAAGGUUGUCGACGAGUUCGUGCAGGAUCCAACAAAAGAAAGGCUGAAGAGCGUAUGGUCGGCGCUAUUGAAGAAUGGCGCUGAAGGGCGCGCGGAAAAGUGGGUGGAAAAGCUUGCAGCACGAAUCAAAGGCGGGAAGAAGGAAGGCAUGAGCGAGGAGCAGGCGCAACUGAUUUCAGAGGUGGAGAAACAAUAUCCGGGGGAUGUGGGCGUGCUAGUAACGACAUUCUUCAUGAAUUUUGUGAAGCUGCGACGGGGAGAAGCGAUAUACAUCGGAGCAGACGAAGUGCACGCUUAUCUUGAAGGAGACAUUAUUGAAUGCAUGGCCGUCUCCGAUAACGUCGUUAAUGCUGCGUUCUCCCCUCCAGAGGAAGUUAAAUCGCAGAUCCCAACGUUUCUCGAAAUGCUCACCUAUACGGCGCGCCCUGCGUCACACUGGAACCUCCCUGCGAGGUCAUACAAGUAUUCCGUUCACGCACGUACGACCGCAUACGACCCCCCGCUCGAAGAGUUCGUUGUUCUCGGGACAGUCUUCCACCCCGGGCCAGGCAGCACGGGAGACGGUGGACGAAAGGAGAGGCUCGAGCCAUCGGACGGCCCAACGAUGGGUAUUGUCACGCGCGGCCGCGUUCGAAUGAACGUCGGGGAUGAGACAGUCGAUUUAGAGGAGGGCGCGGUGGUAUAUGUCGUUCCUGGAAACACCAUCAAUGUUGAGCUAUUGCAGCCAGAUCAGGAGGGCGAAGGAGAAGUGUGGUGGGCGACCUGCGUUAUCUGA